Gadus morhua (Atlantic cod) is the source of this 2373-nucleotide messenger RNA. Its product is annotated as rheacalcin-1. Lineage: Eukaryota; Metazoa; Chordata; Actinopteri; Gadiformes; Gadidae. The record is from RefSeq and is a predicted model, not a curated record. The transcript has 7 exons. Bases 167 to 658 code for a protein of 163 amino acids.
CUGAGCAUACCUGGGAACCAGGCGUGGGCAAGACAGGAGAGUGGUGUGGCGUGUGUAUAUAAGGAGCCUGGCACUCUGCAACACACCUGUGUACACCUGGGGACAGAUCACACCUGUAUCCACCUGAGGAAAGAUCACACUACGACAGUGGGUUUCAUUCAUCACCAUGGCUACAUUGUGGUUCCUGUUUGCAAUGCUCUGCAUUACAACUGCAGAGCCUCUAGUAGAACACACAAAGGAGCAGGCAGAUCUACAGUCUGGAAACCAAGAAGCGAGCUCGGUCCUCUGUCCUGUUGGUUGGUUUAAUCACGGCUCACGCUGCUUCCUCUACGUUGACAACCCCCUGGGCUGGAACGACGCAGCGGAUCACUGCAAGAAGAUGGGCGCAGACCUGGCCUCCAUCCACAACCCCACAGAGAACAACUUCAUGCAGCUACUGGUCCAGUUGGGGAACAACGACGCGUGGAUAGGAGCCUACUACCUGCAGACUAAAUGGAGAUGGAUCGAUGGUGAAGGGUUGUACUACAGCGACUGGAUCGGCAUGUCUUCAGCCUCCAGCAACCCCUGUGCCUACCUACGCAAGAACAACGGUUGGGGCAACUCUGUCUGUAGCACCAAUCGGAGAUUCAUCUGCAGUACAAAACCUGGCAACUGCUAGCUAUCUGGCUAACAUGUCCAAAGCUUGCUGAUGGGUAUCCCUAUUUGGGUUCAAGGCUUUGGAUCUUUUUCCUGUUGUACUUGCAUGUUUAUUAUGGACUUAAAUAAUAAUAUUAAUACGUUUAUAAUUAUACGUUUAUUUUAUAAAGCACAUUUCUCACACUCAAGGUCGCUUUACAGUCUCAUGAGCACACAGAGAACAAGACAGCAACACAACACAGAUAAAAAAAAAUAUAUAUAUGUACAGGACUUCUCUGAAAAUUAGAAUAUUGAGAUAAAGUCCUUUAUUUUCUGUAAUGCAACUAAAAACAUGAAAAUGUCAUACAUUCUGGAUUCAUUACACAUCAACUGAAAUAUUGCAAGCCUUUUGUCGUUUUUAUAUUGCUGAUUAUGGCAUACAGCUUAAGAAAACUCAAAUAUCCUAUCUCAAAAUAUUAGAAUAUCAUGAAAAAGUAUAAUAGCAGGCUAUUUAACUAAUCACUUGAAUCGUCUAAUUAAUCGAAACACCUGCAAGGGUUUCCCUGAGCCUUUAAAAACACUCAGCUUGGUUCAGUAAACUAAAUCACAAGUAUGGGGAAGACUGCUGACCUGACUGCUGUCCAGAGGACCAUCAUUGACACCCUCCAUCAGGAGGGUAAGACACAAAAAUAAUUUCCAAAAGAGCAGGCUGUUCACAGAGUGCAGUUUCAAAGCACAUUCACAAAAAGUCUGUUGGAAGGAGGAAAGUGGCAGGAAACGCUGCACAACCAAGAGAGAGGACCGCAGCCUUAAGCAUUGUGAAGAAGGUUCAAAGACAGUGGACUGAAGCUGGAGUCCAGGUAUCAAAAGCCACUGUUCACAGACGUGUCCGGGAAAUGGGCUACAAUAGCCGUAUUCCCAUGGUCAAGCCACUCCUGAACUCAAGACAACGGAAGAAGCGUCUGACUUGGGCUAUGGAAAAGAAGCACUGGACAGUUGCAGAGUGGUCCAGAGUCCUGUUUUCAGACGAAAGCAAGUUUUGUAUUUCAUUUGGAAGUCAAGGCGCUAGAGUCUGGAGGAAGGCUGGAGAGGAGCAAAAUCCAAGUUGCUUGAAAUCCAGUGUGAAGUUCCCACCGUCAGCAAUGGUUUGGGGAGCCAUGUCAGCUGCUGGUGUUGGUCCGCUGUGUUUCAUCAAGUCCAGAGUCAAUGCAGCUGUGUACCAAGAGAUCUUAGAGCACUACAUGCUUCCAUCUGUUGAAAAGCUCUAUGGAGAUGAUGAUUUCAUUUCCAGCAUGAUCUGGCACCUGCCCACAGUGCCAAAACCACCAGUAACUGGUGUACUGACCAUGGCAUUACUGUCCUCGAUUGGCCUGCCAACUCCCCUGACCUGAACCCCAUAGAGAAUUUGUGGGGUAUUGUGAAGAAGAAGCAGAGAGACACCAGACCCAAUAAUGCAAAUGAGCUAAAGGCCGCUAUUGAAGCAUCCUGGGCAUCCAUAACACCUCAGCAAUGCCACAGGCUGAUUGCCUCCAUGCCACGCCGCAUUGAUGCAGUAAUCCGUACAAAAGGAUUCCCAACCAAGUACUGAGUGCAUUAAUUGACAUUUUCAAAUGUUUGAUUUUGUUUUGCUGUUAUAAAUCUUUUUUUUUACUUGGUUUGAGGAAAUAUUCUAAUUUUUUGAGAUAGGAUUUUUGAGUUUUCUUAAGCUGUAUGCCAUAAUCAGCAAUAUUAAAAUAAUAAAAGGCUUGCAAUAUUUCA